Messenger RNA from Sus scrofa (pig), 4171 nucleotides. NCBI's taxonomy places the organism in Eukaryota, Metazoa, Chordata, Mammalia, Artiodactyla, Suidae. The record is from RefSeq and is a predicted model, not a curated record.
UUUUGGUGAGUCCUAGCUAAUACCACAAAUCUUGAGGCACACUAAUCUUAAAAGAAAGAGCAUUUCCUAGCACUAUUAUGAUGAAACAUUAACACUGGUUCUUAACUCGAAUCAAAUACAGUUUGAGAAAGAUUUGGGUUUUCCUCCUCCAAUUUAUAAGUGAAUAUAUAAAUUUUUUUUCUUUUGCAAAAUAAUAGUAAUUACUCAAAUCAGCGAGAAUACCAGAGUAUCUGAAACAAAUAGAUAUUGGCAUCAUAAGUAUCAUAACACUGUUGUUUUCAGAAGUUCCCCAGAUCCUCCCUAAAUUCCCUCCAGGUUGACAUUUCUCAUCUAGUCUUUGGAGAGAUUUUUCUUUUGAAAAGUAAAUACCAAAAAGUAAAUACCAAAAGCAUUUUCGAUUCUGGAGAGAUUUCUUCUUUUUUCUUUAUUGUUUGGAGAAUUAUUAGGAGAAAGACAUGAAACCAAAGCACCCACCAGGCCAAUGAAGCAAUAGAAAAACUCAGAUCCUGACUGACCCAGCUGAUGGUUUUGCGCUUGUAGGUAAAAUCAACUUUGGAAAUCAAUUCUGGGCCAGCAGGCGUGGAACUCCCAAGAAUAUUCUUAGGAUGUGAGCUCAUGUUCCCUUUUAUGAAAGCUACCCUCCUAUAAGCAAUCUAACCUGGAGUUCCUGUUGUGGCUCAGUGGUUAACGAACCCAACUAGGACCCAUGAGGAUUCAGGUUCAAUCCCUGGCCUCGCUCAGUGGGUUAAGGAUCCGGUGUUGCCGUGAGCUAUGGUUUAGGACUCAGACAUGGAUCGGAUCUGGCCUGGCUGUGGUUGUGGUAUAGCCUGGUAGCUAUAGUUUCGGCUCAAGCCCUAGCCCGGGAACCUCCAUAUGCCACAGGUGCGGCCCUAAAAAGGACAAAAAGACAAAAAAGAAAAGAAAUCUAACUUAACAAAGCUGACUGAUGAAGGGGAUGAGGCAGUGACUUUCUGUUGGGUCCCUCAAUCAGACACUCAAUCAACAGUUACUCCCCCACAGGAGGAUGAACACUUGCCCUGAUGAUUUAAAUGUACACUAGAGGGUCCCUUCAUAUACAACCAAUUCAUUACUAAAUAUCUAUCUCAAUUCAUUAACAUGACGGGACCAAAUUGACAAAUGCGCAUUGCAGGUUUACUCUCUGGCUUAGAAAAAAGAGAUCCAAUAUAUUCUUGAAUGAAAACACAGCAAACUAUAAACAGUAUGCACAACAGAGUAACAUUCUUAAGGGGGUAUACAUACUCAUAGAAAAAUUUUAAAGCACAUGCACCAAAAAAGGUUAAUAGUAACUAUCUCUCUACAUUAUGAUUUUUCUCUUCUACCUCCAGAUUUCUCUAAAAUGAAACCAAAAGGAUAAAGAUAAAACCGGCACUCUACCAGACUGUGCUGGAUCAUAUCUUGUUUGUUGGUUAGAUGUCUCAGCAGGAUACAAAUUGCAACAAUUUUUUAAGUUAUAACUUUGAAAAGCUAAUGAGCAUCAUUAUGCACACUAAGAAAAUUUUCCUUAAACACCCAAUAUUUUAAUUCAUAAUACCUUUCAGGGCACAAAAUACUGAUGUUCUUUAAAAUCAUUAUGAUGAAAAACAUGUUAGGUGCUUAAAAACAAAGAACAACUAUGUAUUACAAUGGACGAAUAAAAACCUUUCCUCUAAAAUAAUAGACAAAUCUGAAUUAUUUAAGAAAGCUUACAAAAAAUUGAAAAGAACUUCUAGAGGAGCCUUCAUACAGUUAAACUAUUGCAAACCACAGUUUCACCUACGUCAAUAUGCAAACUAUUAAAACCACACAAAAAGGAAAGGAAAUUUUUAGUGCAGCCGGCAGUCCUGCAAUGGGGCUGCUACUGCUGUAGCUGCUGAACAGCUCAUGCUUCUCUGACGAUUUGGAGCCGGGCCCACUGAGGCUCAGAGAAUAUAUCCCCCAGAUUCUCACCGUGAACUACACUGUAAUUUUCUUCUACCUGAUGACCCCUUCCAUUCUUCUCAAAAAGACAGCUUAAUUCACACAAGACUGACUACUACUUCCUUGGAGGCCAGGCUUCUCUAGCAGGAAGAGUUCUAUCACGCUAUGAAAACAGAAAGCCAGGAAGCCUCGUUGAAAGGUCUUCAGGCUGGGCCACACAGCCAAACCACUUCUUUUCUCCUCUUUUUCUCAGAAUUUCAGUUCACUUAUCUCCUCUGCAAACUAACUUCCAACCCAACUGGUAACAAAAGAGCUAUCAGAAGACAAAACCGUGAGAUCAAAAAUAUGCCUUCUAGAAGCAACCUAUGUGGGAUUUCCCAAAAUCACAAAAUCAGACCAUGGAAAACCCAGGCUUCCUCACAAUAUAAGAUGUUUCCACCAUCCACAUGAUCUAGUAAGUCCCUCAAUGAAUUUCUAAGAAGCAGAGAGACUGGGACUAUAGUUUCGUGAGUACAAAUGUGUUUACAGAAAAUAAUUGCUGUUUCCUUUUUUUUUUUUUUCCAACAGAUUCUUUGGAUUUUUUUUUUUUUUUUUUUUUUUUGGAAAGAGUAAUCCUUACUUUCCCUCAAGAUGACAAACAGUUCUAUCUUCUGCCCAGUUUACAGAGACCUGGAGCCAUUCACGUAUUUUUUUUAUUUGGUUUUCCUUGUUGGAAUUAUUGGCAGUUGUUUUGCAACCUGGGCUUUCCUACAGAAAAAUGCAAAUCAUAGGUGUGUAAGCAUAUACUUGAUUAAUUUGCUAACCGCAGAUUUCCUGCUUACUCUGGCCUUACCGGUGAAAAUCAUUGUCGACUUGGGCGUGGCUCCCUGGAAGUUGAAGAUAUUCCACUGCCAAGUAACAGCCUGCCUCAUCUACAUUAAUAUGUACUUAUCAAUUAUCUUCUUAGCAUUUGUUAGCAUUGAUCGCUGUCUUCAGUUGACUUAUAGCUGCAAGAUUUAUCGAAUACAGGAACCUGGAUUUGCCAAAAUGAUCUCGGCCGUUGUGUGGCUAAUGGUCCUUGUUAUAAUGGUGCCAAACAUGGUAAUUCCCAUCAAAGAAAUCAAGGAAAAGCCCACCGUGGGUUGUAUGGAAUUCAAAACGGAGUUUGGAAAAAACUGGCAUUUGCUGACAAAUUUCAUAUGCAUAGCAAUAUUCUUAAAUUUCUCAGGCAUCAUCUUAAUAUCUAACUGCCUUGUAAUUCGACAACUCUACAGAAACAAGGAUAAUGAAAAUUAUCCAAACGUGAAAAGCACUCUCAUCAAUAUACUUUUAGUGACAACGGGCUACAUCAUAUGUUUUGUUCCUUAUCACAGUGUCCGAAUCCCAUACACCCUCAGCCAGACAGAGGUCAUAUCUGACUGUCCAACCAGGAUUUCACUCUUCAGAGCCAAAGAGGCCACACUGCUCCUGGCUGUGUCCAACCUGUGUUUCGACCCGAUCCUGUACUAUCAUCUCUCAAGAGCUUUCCGUUUAAGGGUCAAUGAGACUUUUGCCUCACAUAAGGAAAGCAAAGUGCAGAAAGAAAAAUCAAGUUGUGAAAACAAUGCAUGAAAUAUGGAUUUUUCAUGUGAUUAUGUCUUGCCCUACUGGACAAUUAAGUACAAAACUACUGAAAGGAGGAAGAAAAGUGCCUCAAGUAAGUAAAAAUGCAGAUAGCUAACAAAUGUGGCUUGGUUUACUGAGAACUCUGUUUCUAAAUGCAAGCCAAGAAGUACUCUUGUGGUUGCUGAUGCUCCUUAACCCAAUUGUUUGUACAAAGAGCUGAAGUCUUAUUGGACCAAUAUAUAACCCUGCAAUAUCCUUGAAAUGUAAAAUGAGUUCUAAGACACAGACUCAGAGGUAGUCAUUUAAAGGCCUGGAACUGACUUCCUGACACAAACAGGCAAAAUAAUCUCUGUAAAUUGCCAGAAAGCCCUUCAGCAACACAACUUAAAGCCCUUCAGAUUGCUUUCCAAAAAAAAAAAAAAAAAAAAAAGCCAGAUGAUUUUUUUUUACAUGAAACCACAUGUACCUGAUUUAUUUUUAAUCCAUCACUUCAAAAAGGGUAAGCUUUUUGCUCACUACUCCAAUUUUUAACAUCUCAAUGUUUCCUAACACAAGAGCUUAAAAAUUUUUACUCCUAAAAAGGCUUGGAGAUCCAUGGACAGUUUUGAUUGUGCUAUAUAUCCUUAUAUUCUACCUGAAGGUUAAAAAUAAAGAUUUUCUACAUCAGGAA